GGGUGGCCACUGCUAGCCGAAAGGUUGGAGGUUCGAGUUCACCCAGAGGCACCUUGGAAGAAAGGCCAUUGAAAACCCCAUGAAAAAAAGACCCUGUCAGCCAUUGAAAACCGUAUGGCGCGCAGCUGUACUCUGAUGCACACGGGGAUGCCGUGAGUCAGAGCAGAUCUGACGGCAAGUGGUUUGUUUCCGUUUUGUUUUGCAUUAGUCAGACCUGAAAACACCUAGGUGGUAGAAAGAGUCAGUGCUACGCCUUCUGAGCCUGGGAGGAGCCAUCCUUGGUGCUGGUGCUCACUGCUGGUGUUUCGGUGGGAGCCUGCAGUCCUGCCCAGGCUCUGUUUUAGUUUCCGGGUGCAGUGUCAGUCCCGAGGACGCCCAGCUCCGAGUCCUCAGGACCUUGCCCUGCCUGGAGAAGAGCAUGGAAGAGCAGGAUGAGAAGCCCUCAGGGCCCCUGAAGGUCUGUGCACAGGACUCUCUCUGUCCUCAGGAAAUUAUCAUCAAGGUUGAGGGAGAAGACACUGGGUCACAGGCCAUCCCAUCCCAGGAAGGAGUGAACUUCAGAGUUGUGACUGUGGACUACACUCAGGAGGAACAGAGCACCCUGAACUUUGCUCAGAAGACCCUGGAUAGAGAUGUGAUGCUGGAGAACCACAGGGACCUGAUCUUUUGGGACUUGGCAACUGCACGUGGAAGAAGAGAAUCAACUUCAAAGCACAGCACUUUUGAUGAAGAACCAUCCCAUGGAGUGAAGAUAGAAAGAUUGACAAGAGGUGAUCCUAGGUUGUCUUCAUGUGGGGAAAUCCGUGAUUGUAAGGACCAGUUGGAAAAGCAGCAGGAAAAACAAGAGAGACUUUUGAAGGAACUGGCAUUCACCCGAAGGAAAGCUGUCAUUUAUGAGAAAAUCUGCAAAAGUGAUGAAUUUGAGGAUAAAAGUGGUCUGAAUUCCAGUCUUCUUUCAUCCCAGUCGAUAUCCACAAGAAAACAUUUUCAUAAACAUGCAUUACAUGUUAAAAAAUUACAUUAUAAUUCUGUUGUAAACAAUCAUCAGAAGAUUGAUGACAAUGAGAAAUUAUGUGAAAAUAACGAUUGUGGAAAUCUUCCCCAGAGCAUUCACCUUAUUCAACUUACAAGAACUCAAACAGAAGAUAAAUCCUGUGGAUUUGGUGAUAAUAUUCAUAUUACAUCACUAAAUAUACCUGAGAAAAUUCAUGCAGGAGGAAAAACCUUUGAUUUUAAGGAAUGUGGUGAAGUUUUGAGCCACAGUAUAUCCCAUAAUGAGCAACAGAGAAUUUCUGUUGAACAAGAGAGUCAAUAUAAAUGUAGUAAAACCUCCCAGAGCUCAUCCCCUGCUCAAAACAUGAGAAAUCAUUCUGAAGAGAAACCCUUUGAAUGCAAUCAGUGUGGGAAAUCCUUUAGCUGGAGCUCUCACCUUGUGGCACAUCAGAGAACUCAUACUGGGGAGAAACCUUAUGAAUGUAAUGAAUGUGGGAAAUCUUUUAGCCGGAGCUCUCACCUUGUUUCCCAUCAGAGGACUCAUACUGGAGAGAAACCUUAUAGAUGUAAUCAGUGUGGGAAAUCUUUUAGCCAGAGUUAUGUCCUUGUUGUUCAUCAAAGAACUCAUACAGGAGAGAAACCUUAUGAAUGCAAUCAGUGUGGAAAGUCAUUCAGGCAGAGCUAUAAACUUAUUGCACAUCAAAGAACUCAUACUGGAGAGAAGCCCUAUGAAUGCAGUCAAUGUGGGAAGUCAUUUAUCCAGAGCUAUAAACUUAUUGCACAUCAAAGAAUCCAUACUGGAGAAAAACCCUAUGAAUGCAAUCAAUGUGGAAAGUCCUUUAGUCAAAGUUACAAACUUGUUGCCCAUCAGAGAACUCACACAGGAGAAAAACCCUUUGAAUGUAAUCAGUGUGGGAAAUCCUUCAGCUGGAGCUCUCAGCUUGUUGCACAUCAAAGAACUCAUACUGGGGAGAAACCCUAUGAAUGUAAUGAAUGUGGAAAGUCUUUCAACCGUAGUUCUCACCUUGUUAUGCAUCAGCGAACUCAUACUGGAGAAAAGCCCUACAAAUGUAAUCAGUGUGGGAAAUCCUUCAGCCAGAGUUAUGUUCUUGUUGUACAUCAGAGAACGCACACUGGAGAAAAGCCCUAUGAAUGCAAUCAGUGUGGGAAAUCUUUCAGGCAGAGCUCAUGCCUUACUCAACACCAGAGAACUCAUACGGGAGAGAAACCCUAUGAGUGUAAUCAGUGUGGAAAAACGUUCAGUUUGAGUGCUCGGCUUAUUGUACAUCAAAGAACUCAUACUGGAGAGAAACCUUUUACAUGUAAUCAGUGUGGAAAAGCUUUCAUUAAUAGCUCUAAACUUAUCAGGCAUCAAGCGACCCAUACAGAAGAGAAACCCUAUGAAUGUAACUAAAGUGAAAAGCCUUCAGCCAGAGUAUAUUUAUUCAUUUUUGUUUUUUAAAAGGAGUACAUGUAAUGGAAAGAAUUAGUAUAAAAACAAUGUAUGUGGGGAACUUUGUUAUUGUGUAUCUGGAAAUUCAUUCUGGAGAAGAAAGACGGAAAAACUAUGAAUUGCUUGUUUUACUUAGCAGUUCCACAUACAAAAUCAGAAUUGUCCCCCAUGAUACAUUGCUAUAAAAGUAAUAAAUAUUGACACUUUUCUUUGCAAAAAACACUCAGGCCUGAAUCAAAGAAAACCAUCAAAUGGUCAGUAGACUGGAUUGCCAGUGAGACAGACCUCUUUUGUAAUAAAGAGUAGAUAAGAAUGCUAAUACUGGUGGGCUUAUUGUUGAGUAGAUGGGAAAAUUGCUGUAGUUAUCAGAAUUUAGGAUGGGAAACAAUAUUGCAGUGUAUCAUUUUAUUGCAUGACUUCCCAGUUUCGUAGUUUUCUGUUUCAUACAGCACUUCCUAUUAUAUAUGAAGAUUUAGUAGAAAAUAGAAAAAUGGCUCUGAUAUGAAGUGAAAAAUGCAGGGCAAGAAUAUAGGACAUUCAUUUCUAGAACCAUUGUGAGAAGAUUUUUGUAUAUGGAUCAGAGUUGAAAGAGGAUAUGGGUGUCUCUAUUUGAUUUUUAGAUUUAUAUGUGGGUUUCUUCCCUUUUAGAUUGUAAACUGUUUUUCUAUAAUGAUACAAGUAAAAAUCAGUCAACAACAAAAAGGAAGUACAAAGAUUUCCAUUUGCUUUGUCUGACAAUUCAGGAAAGACUAGGAAACUAGUUAGCAAAAAUUCUUCAGGAUUCUGAGACUUUCUAUUUGCAGUAGAAUCGGGGUUACAUUUUAGGGCUUAGAUUCCCAGGGAUAUUAUUUGCUGCAAAUAAAAUAGUGCCCUGGGAAUGGGAAACUGGGAACUUAGGCCCAGGAAUAUUCUGUAGGAGGGAAUUGAGAAUGCAUGGACAGUAUAAGGUGCAAAUGGGCUUAUUUUUAUAUAUCCAGAGCAGUGUAAAAGAGCUCAAUUUUUAAAGUGUUUUGUUCUCCCCUUAUGUCACAUCUUGUCUUUCUCAUGGGAUAUAUCCUUUAAUGCCCCAGCUAAGUGUUUAUCACCUAAAUUAAGCUUGCAAGGAUGUUUUUACAGAAGCAAGAUUUGUGCUCAUUGAUCUUUAGAUUUGGUUUGCGUGUGUUUCUUGCCUUUGCCCCUAAAUCAUGGAUUCUAAUCCUGUGGACUGCAAUAGGCGUGAAGCCCCUGACCCAGAGAGGUAAUAAAUUGGUGUUUUUUUUCACAUCCAUCUAUUCUUGAACCCGCUCAUUUUCAACUGUUCAUUUUGCAUCAGGUGAGUUUCUCCUGUAACAACCAUAUUCCAGGUUCCCAGAUUUUGUGUGUGUAAGUAUUUUGGCUAUGACUCCUUCCUACUCAGCACUGGACUCGUCUGCAGGGCUGUUCACUGUGCAGCCUCAUUUUUUACUGUGUCAUAGGGCUUGACUACUUCAUGCAAAUAUCUUUUUCUCCCUGUUGUUCACUGUCUAGCCCAGACUCUCUUGCUCUCAGAUCCAGAAUGACUCCAGGAAAGACACUGCACUUGGUUCUCCCCAUUGCGAAGGAUCUUGAUCUACAGUUAAAGGGGUGGCUCCCUCACUUCAGGGAAAUGUGCCUGCAGAGGGGACGUUAUCUCCAUUUCCUCUCACACUCGGGUUCAGUCUUUACUGCCUUUGGAUUCUUUCCACCUGAUUUUGUGGUAUGGUGCUUCAGCCUCUUAGGCUUGACAAAUAUAAAGUGUGCUUUUCUCGAUGUUUUUGAGAGAUUUUAGCUAAGAAGGAAAUCCAGACUUUUUGAUGCUGUUUUCAGAUAAGCCUUUUGUAUUUAAAAAAUAUAUAUGGUUUUUGUACUGAAUUCAUCUACUCUGUAUGUCUUAUUUAUUAUACUUGAUGAGACCAGUUAAUUUCACUUCAGCCUUUAGACUUUGUCUUGCAAAAUCGCUGUUUUCUAGUUUGUUUAAAGAUGUUGCACCUGGAUUCAGUCAACUUUACUGUAGAAGACUUAAUGGCUCACAUCAUUAAAUACCAUAUUGCUCUUUUCAAAUUGUAGCAAACUGGGGUUCUUAAUUGGAAAGCAUAGGAAUCAGCUCUAGCCAAUUGAUUCAGAAAAAGGAGUUCUUAAAGAGGAUAUUAGAUGGCUUGCAUAACUGUCAAGAAACUAUAGGACUGAGCUCAGGGCUAUAAAGGCAGAAACAACUUCUAGACUCAUGCUGCAGAGGCCAUGAGAGUUCCUCCAGGUCAUGGCUCUAUUGAUUUCUUCUGAUUCCAAGUCCAGGGCAAGUGCCUAGGUCUGGUGGGUCCUAUGGUCACCAGUAGCUGGAGUUUUCAGGAGAGUCUGUAGAUGUAGGUGGGCUUUACCUUUCACUCAUACUAGUUAAGUGGGCAGUUUGCCAUUUAUAGAAUUAUUAUUUUCUAAGUAACAGCAAAGGAAUAAAAAGGUUUCCAGUAUAGCUCACCUUUUGCCCAGCCCAUAUAUCAACAUUUUUUUCACUUUUUAUUCUUUAUCUUAUUUAAAUAUGUGUAUAUAACCUAACGUAAUACAACUGCCUGUCUUAUAAUCAGAACCAUGCUCAUGCUCUUCCCAAAUAGGGAUAACCCAGAGCUUCACAUUAUUAUAUCCAGUCCCAAAUCUGGGAUCUCUGGUGAUGUCCAUUCCUCUUCUAGAGAAAGUUCUUAGUAAGAGGGUUCAGGUGCUAGGUAUCAAAAAAAAAAAAAAAAAAAAAGAUUGUAAAACCAAGUUGAAUUACCAACCUAAAAAUAUUCAGUAUCUUUUUUAUUAUGGCCAGUAGAUAUUCAAAAGCUUUCUAAAAAUGGUUUUAUAACACUGUAAAUGAGUUGGUGAUGUAGACAGUUGUUUACUGGCUAAGACGAUUUAAUCCUUAUUUGGAUUCAUUUGGGCUCUGGCUAAAUAAAUGACUGUUUUAUAGACUUCUCAGUUAAAAAAAAUUGUUCCAUUAAAAAUAUCAUUUUUGGCAUUUGCCAAGUGAAUCUUUGGCCAAGUGGAUUUGUUGGAACAGUAAAGUUGGGUUUUCUGUGUUAUAACCAGUGUAGUAUUGGUUUGUAAUCCACUGGGAAUGAGAUUUCAAUGAAAAUGGGUUAGCAAUUGAUUAACCUUUUCAUAGUACUUAUGUCACCUGUUCUGGCCUCUUCAGCAUCUGUGUUCUAUUAAGUUUUCAUCUGAGACCAUGACAAGUGUAAAAAUGGUGUGGGGGCAGUGUCCGACCUCCUCCAGCUUCCCAAGGGGAAAGGAGGAUCAAGAUCAACAGCCCAGGCUGAUUCCUAUCAGGCAGAAGUCAUACAUGCCUCCUCUCUCCACCAUCUUUUACCAAUUCUGACACCAACUGUGAGAACGUUGUGGGGACGAUGUCUGACCUCCUCUAACUUCACAAGGGGGAAGGAGAAUCAGGACCAACAGUUCUGACACCAAACAUCCCUCCCACGGCACUUUCUACUUCUCUGCAGGGUUUGAGAAUUCAUUGCAAUGGCCACACAGAACUCACAGAAAAUGCUCACGAUUAUGGGGGUUUAUUAGGGAAUUAACAGUUAUAAUUCAGGCUCAGGAACACUCAGGAUACAGUUCUUCCAUGAGGACAGCCCCUUCCCAGCCAUGCUUCUAGGCACGCCUCUUCCUGGCCCUAGGCUUCUGCCCAAAGGCACUCAGCUUUCUCUGUGGGCCAGGAAGCCCACCACACUAUCGCCUGCUUCCGGGUCUCUGCUGCCAGGUCUCUCCUGCCACCGCUACUCACCGUUUUCAGGAUUACAGCUCUCUCCCUCUGUCUCCUGCUUCCAGGAGUUUCUCAGCACAGGAAUCCUGGGUCUGAAGGAUGUAUUGGCUCCUGGCUGUUCUUCCUUGGUGGUGGUGGUGGUAUCUUCUUUUUCUCGCCUCUGAAAUGGCUCACUGCAAGCCCAGUGGGAUGGAAAAACUGACCAAUCCCCUUGCAAUCCUUAUCUGCACAGUCCUGCCCACUCACCUGGGUGGGAGUUACAAGACCAUGGUGAGAAAAGCCACACAAAAGCCAUUGAUUGCACUCCAACAAGCUUCAAGAUCAUCUCUUCUGGGACGAUUCCUGGAAUUCAGCUGUUCUUGAAACCUGGAUAUUUCUAUCGUUUCUCUUUCUUGUCCAGGCUCCACCAGUUCAUUCUUUGAUAGUGUUUGCUUAAGCCUAGGUUAUUGAUAUUUAUACUGCAGAUCUGUUGGUGAUUAUUUUGACCAUAAGCUCUUCCUUUUGCUCUAUAUUUGGUUUGUCCACGUUCCCCUCCCCCCCACCACCACCAUUACUCACCUUCUGAGAGGACAAAGACCACCCUACUCCUGAAGAACAUUUUGUGGUAGGCUGGAACAUUCUGUGGUGUUACAGUCUGAAUUUUCUGUACUUUUUAAAAACUUCAAGGACAUGCCACUAACCUGGAUUGUUAAUUAAAAAAAAAAAUACAGAUACGAUCAUAAGUGGAAUGUGCUGAAAUUUGAAUAGUGGGAAUUAGGUUAAAAAAAGGAACCAAACGUAUGGGAAAGCCAAAGGAGAUUUUUCUGAUGAAAUCUCAAAGCUAUUUAUCUGUACUCGCUGAUACUACUAUUCUUUACUAAUAGUAUGGGGAUUCCAUCAUUGAUACUGGGUGUACUCUCUGCUUUAGUAUUUCUGUAUUUUUCAUGGGGAUAGAAAGAUUUGGACUCUUUUUUCAUAAUAUGGUGUUUUAAUUAGAUGUUGCUCGUAGUGCUGAUCAUCUAGACCUGUAUGAAUGCAGCCAACUGCAAGAUGUGUCCCCGAGAAAUUGGACACAGCACCCCCUGUGGUGCAGCCUUUACCUGUGUAUGAGUGUCUGUUUCCCAUAUCCAAAUGGGAACAUGAGAUGACUACUGUGUUCUUUGUUAUUUGCUGGAUAAAGUCCAAUUGUAUUUUUUUAUGAAAGGAAAACUGAAGUUUCUAGCUUUAAGUAAAACUAAAAUCGUGGGUUUUUUUGUGAUUAUUUAUGGAACAUUGAAAUUGGUCAGAAAACAUUGAAUUGGGGGGAAAAAGCUUUAAUAGUAAAGUGUUAGAUGAGGUUAAAACUGGAAUUAAAUUGGAAGCAGUAGCAUUAGUUCAUACUCUUGGGUUGCAGCUGUAAUGUGGGACCAGAACUUUUUGAUGAACCGUUUAUCUUAACACAGAAAAAUAAAAAUGGACUUUAACAUCUUGUUACUGUAGAUAAAAAUAUUUUCAGAGACAUCUGGAUAGUGUCAUAUAGGCAAAAGGGGCCAGCCCUAGUGGGGUUUCCACAGUCAGGCAGGGACACUCUGAGCAUCAAGAAACUGUUAGUCAAGGGCAAUUGGAACAAAGUUGGUCUUUACAAAUCCAUGGGUCCACUGUGAAAUGCAGUAUCAAGAGUGCUGAAGAAAGGCACAAACUAAGAGCCCACUGCUGUCGAGUCGAUUCCGACUCAUAGCGACCCUAUAGGACAGAGUAGAACUGCCCCAUAGAGUUUCCAAGGAGCACCUGGCGGAUUUGAACUGCAGACCUAAACUAGACAUCUAAUAAUCUUCACAAGAGAUGCUUUAUAUUGAUCAAUUUGUCCUGUAGGCAAAUUUUGAUCAGCAUCUAAGUUUAUGACAAAUGAUAAAAUAGGAUAGUAUACAGGACCCUACAGUAAAUGAAACUCAUUAGUCUAAUCAUCUGCAAAUCAUAGGUUUCACCUUAUUACAUAUUGAAAUGGGCAUCUAAAAUUUCAGCUCAGGCAUCUCACACAAGUUGGUCUUUUCAUUACCUGACACUGGCAGAUAGGAUCACAAGCUGUGUAAUUACAGACACAUAAAGAUUCCAUUAGUAAAUGGGUCCAACCCAGGUGGAAGGUGAGUUCUUUAAGUUGGAAGGCACUCAAAAUACACAGUGGCCCCAACGAUGGACUCAAGCAUAUCAAAGAUGGCACAGGACCAGGCAACAUUUUGUUUUGUUGUACAUGGAGUUGCCAUGAAUAGUAGUUGAGGUGAUGCCAACUGUUUUUUUCUUUUAAUCACUUAAGGGAGCAGAUAAAAUAUCAGUAAUAGGCCCUGAUUCGCUCUUUAUUAAAACAAGGAAGAAAAAAAUUUAUAUGAGUCAUCCCCUCACAUGGGGGUGGGCAAAGUGUAGGUUAGUUUUCCAGGAGGCAAUAUAUAAAGGGGAGAUAUACAAAUACAAUUUUUUAAAAAGCUCAGUAUCAUCAGAACAAGGCCAGGGGCUGAAUUCAGAACAGACCAUCAGUUACUCACAAGCAAGUUCAAAUUGAAGACGAAGAAAAUUAGAAUGAAUCCACUAGAGCCAAAAUAUGACCCUGAGUAUAUCCCAACUGAAUUUAGAGACCAUCUCAAGAAUAGACUUGAUGCAUUGAAUACUAAUGACCAAAGACCAGAAAAGUGGUGGAAUGACAUGAAGAAAGUAAGAGGUCAUUAAAAAGACAGGAAAGAAAGAAAAGACCAAAAUGUAUAUCAGAAGAGACCUGAAACUUGCUCUUGAAAGUAGAACACCUAAAGCAAAAGGAAGAGAUGAAGAAGUAAAAGAGCUGAACAGACGAUUUCAAACGGCAGCUUGAGAAGACAAAGUGUAAUGAAAUGUGCAAAGACCUGGAGAUAGAAAACCAAAAGGGAAGAAUGUGCUUGGUAUUUCUCAAGCUGAAAGAACUGAAGAAAAAAUUCAAGCCUCGAGUUGCACUACUGAAGGAUUCUAUGGGCAAAAUACUAAAUGAUGCAGGAAGCAUCAAAAGAAGAUGGAAGGAAUAACAGUCACUGUACCAAAAAGAAUUGUUCAACAUUCAGCCAUUUCAGUAGGUAGCAUAUGAUCAAGAACUGAUGGUACUGAAGGAAGAGGUCCAAGCAGCACUGAAAGCAUUGGCAAAAACAAGUUUCCAGGAAUUGACGGAAUACCAACUGAGAUGUUUCAACACAUGUACUUUGAUACGUUGUCAGGAUGGACCAGUCCCUGGAGAAAGACAUCAUGCUUGAUAGAGCAGAGGGUCAUCGAAAAAGAGGAAGGCCCUCAACAAGAUGCAUUGACACAGUCGCUGCAACAAUGGGCUCAAGCAUAAGAAUGAUUGUGAGGAUGAUUUAGGGCCAGGCAGUGUUUCCUUCUGUUGUACAUAGGGUCGCUAUGAGUCAGAACCGACUCGAUGGCACAUAACAACAACAGCAUGCGAAUAUCACCUCUAACCAAAACCAAACCAAACCCAGUGCCAUCGAGUCGAUUCUGACUCAUAGCGACCCUAUAGGACAGGGUAGAGCUGUCCCAUAGUGUUUCCAAGGAGCGCCUGGCGGAUUUGAACUGCCGACCCUUUGGUUAGCAGGUGUAGCACUUAACCACUACACCACCAGGGUUUCCAUCACCUCUAAAGCAACAUUAAAUGUAUGGCUGAGGAAGGCUUAGGAACCAAAUAGUUAUCUAAAUAGGAUUCCAGUUGAUUUUUGUAAUAUAGCUUCCCUAAUCCUACUGCUUCUAAAAAUUGGAUUGUUCAAAGUUGGAGGACUCAGAUCAUUCAGCCUGAUGUUCUAGAACCUGAUUGAAAUAUGAGCUCGCUUCCUAUUGUGGGGAAUAAUACCCCAUCUACCACACAUCUGAAACAAAUUAUAAUUGGUUCUCUGCUAAUCCAUGCUGGAGUGGAGCAUAUAUGGAAGUCACCCAUGGGACCAUCCUCUUUGUUAUUAUCUCUUUCCUAUAUAGCUGGCCUUCACUGGGUAUAAUUUUACUGGUUAAAUUUGGACCCCUUUGAAUCCAGGUCAUCAUCACAUUUAUCAAUAUAUCUGACUUUACCUUAAAAAGUCCUGGUUGUCAUUACUGGGGAGGGAAAAGACUACAUUUUAUAAAGAAUCAUACAUGAUAAUCUAAGUAAAUAAAUAGCGUUAGCUUUCAUUUCCUCUGUAAGGGCCACUGUUGUCAUGAUGCUGAAACUUUUAUUAAUGAAAGUAUCUCGGUAACUAAGGGAUCUUGAUGUAGGUACUUAAGUAUAUUGCAUUGGGGUUGGAACUCAUAAAAACAAGGAAUCUCAUGUUUAGGUCCAUUGGGCUGGGGGUAAACAGGUAUUUCCCAUGGACUUGACAGGAUCUCAUAGGCCGCAGUGCAUCUCACACAUUCUGCUUAGGCCACGGUCUCUUUCACCGUUUAAGACCUUCUCUAUUGUGUCCUUGGCACUUCUCUAAGCCAGAGGAUACAUGUCUAAGGCAGUAGCUCCCUUGGGAACCACAAACAAAGCUUCACCUCUCAUUUUAAGGUCUCUUUGCUCAAAAACUACCAGGCAGAAUAAGGGUCUGCCAACCAACAUCCCAGGACACUGGAGAGAAAUGUCAGCUUCAUUAAGGACCUUUAAUGAGUGGCACCAGAACCUGUUUUGUAUGAUGACCAAAGAUAACUUUCUCUAGCCAAGUUCUACUUCAGAGAUGUCCCCAAAAGGGUUUACCAAAACCAGUUUUUUUGCAAAAAGUACAGCCUAUCUCCCUCAUGUACACAUACACAGAACAUGCAAAAAUGAUUCAGUGAUGUGUGUGAAAAUAAAAUUUAACCUCAUUUAUGGUAUCAAAUUAGAAAAACUUGUUUUUCAAUUAUACAAUCCAAUUUGAGAUAUAGAGAUGCAGAGUAGUGGGUGGGUGGUAAAAUCCACACUUCUAUUCGUUGGUGGUGGUGUUAGGUGCCGUUGAGUCAGUUCCCACUCAUAGUGACCCUGUGUACAAUAGAAGGAAACCCUGCCUGGUCCUGUGCCAUCCUCACAAUCGUUGCUAUGCUUGAGCCCAUUAUUGUAGCCACUGUGUCAAUCUAUCUCAUUGAGGGUCUUCCUCUUUUUUGCUGACCCUCUAAUUUACCAAGCAUGAUGUCUUUCUCCAGGGACUGGUCCCUCGUGAUAACAUGUCCAAAGUAUGUGAGACAAAGUCUCACCAUCCUUCUAAGGAGCAUUCUGGCUGUGCUUCCAAGACAGAUUUGUUCAUCUUCUGGCAGUCCAUGGUAUAUUUAGUAUUCUUCACCACUACCAUAAUUCAAAAGGCAUCAAUUCUUCGGUCUUCCUUAUUCAUUGUCCAGCUUUCCAUGCAUAUGAGACGAUUGAAAACACCACGGCUUGGGUCAGGCACACCUUAGUUCUUAGGGUGACAUCUUUGCUUUUUAACACCUUAAAGAGAUCUCUUGAAGCCGAUUUGCCUGAUGCAAUUCGUCUUUUGAUUUCUUGACUGCUGCUUCCAUGGGUGUUGAUUGUGGAUCCAAGUAAAAUGAAAUCCUUGACAACCUCAAA
Messenger RNA from Loxodonta africana (African savanna elephant), 11676 nucleotides. RefSeq names its product zinc finger protein 180 (gene ZNF180). Bases 419 to 2407 code for a protein of 662 amino acids. The record is from RefSeq and is a predicted model, not a curated record. Gene Ontology annotation, molecular function: DNA-binding transcription factor activity, RNA polymerase II-specific; RNA polymerase II cis-regulatory region sequence-specific DNA binding. Gene Ontology annotation, biological process: regulation of transcription by RNA polymerase II. The transcript is spliced from 5 exons. Lineage: Eukaryota; Metazoa; Chordata; Mammalia; Proboscidea; Elephantidae.